This is a messenger RNA of Poeciliopsis prolifica (blackstripe livebearer), 3666 nucleotides long. RefSeq names its product rho GTPase-activating protein 8-like. Gene Ontology annotation, biological process: small GTPase-mediated signal transduction; negative regulation of endocytic recycling. The record is from RefSeq and is a predicted model, not a curated record. Gene Ontology annotation, cellular component: cytoplasm. The transcript is spliced from 19 exons. The coding region runs from base 1987 to 3408 and encodes 473 amino acids. Lineage: Eukaryota; Metazoa; Chordata; Actinopteri; Cyprinodontiformes; Poeciliidae. Gene Ontology annotation, molecular function: GTPase activator activity.
AACAGAGCACGGUCUAAAAGGACUGGAAGAUUCAGGGGAAACCCAUUCAGUAUCAAGAUAUCAAGUUGAUAAAGAUAUUUUAGACUCUACGAGAGACAUGACAGAUCUGGAAAGAGAUUUUGAAGAGAAGGAAGAAAAGUUUGACACUGAACUAAAUCCAGAGAUUCGGGAGAAAAUGGCGGCUCUUCAAGAGGAACAAUCAGAUCAGAAAGCCUUGGAAACGAUGAGGAAAAAUUUGGAUCGAGAGAAAGAGGAAAUGGAAAAAGGCCAGACAAUUGCAAAAGAAUGCCAGGAAGUUCAAAAACAAUUAGAAUUUGUUGAAGCAAUGGAAGAAAUGGACAAUGAGAGGAAAAGACUUAAGAAGAAGUAUGACUUCCUUAAGAAGAUAAAGGAAAAACAAAAUGAGAAAGAGCAAAAUAUCAACAAAAUGGAGCGCGACAUAGAGGAACUGAUACCAAAUUUAGUCAACGACACAGAAAUUAUUAUUUCGCAAGUGAAAGCACUUGCAAAGGAGUGGGAGCGCUUGAAGAAGUCGGACAUAAAACUGUUGACCGAAGAAAUCAAACUAACAAAGUCAAAGAUGGAAGCGGAAAUGGAGACACAAAAAAUACAAGAAGAGAUAGCAACUUUCUAUAACGUAUCCCAAAACCUGCAUAGAAUUACAGUGAAACUGGACGAGCGGCAAGAGAUAAUGCAGCAAAUGCAGAAAAAGAUCAAGGAAGAAAAAGAGAAGCUGGCGAGAGAAAUAGAAAGUUUCCAACGGGAGUGUAGAUCGUCAGUCGAUGAGUGGCGAAAUCUGCGGGAGACGGAGAAGCACGGGAGGAAGAAGGAAAAACUCAGAACAUCCAAAAAUAUCCUAAAAAUGGAGGAAAAACUUCUUCAGAAAGAAAAAAGGGGCAAGUGGACUGUAACCCAAAAUCUAGACAGUAUUUUUAAGCAACAGGAUCAGUGGGAAAUGGAACAAGAGACUCAACUGGAGAAAGACAAUAAAGAAUCGAAGGCAUGGAUUAGAAAGCGAGAGCAAGAGCUCAGGUUUGUGGAUUUCGAAAGAAAAUAUCAAGAAGAGUGGAAAGAAAGCUCGACUGUCCUCCAGGAAAUCAUGGAGUCAUUGCAGAACGUGCUGAUUGACCUGGAGAAGAGGAAAGAAACUGAACUGGAGAGAAAAAUCCCAAGGCCUGUAGAAAAAAACUCAGUCCAGACAAAAAACAAAAGCAACAAAGAAGGCUUCUUUUCUUCCUUUGGAAAGCCGAAGUGUGAAGCAGAAGGUUCAUUUGAAAGAAAAACAGGAGAGAUGAGAACGAAUCAGGAAGAAGAGACGACGAGGAAGGGCGUUUGGGUACAGAUGUGUAAUUUGUUCCUAAGGAAAUCUGAGAAAAAGCAGCCAGAGAACAGGAUCAGGAAGUCCUCACCGAGAGCAUCUGUGAAGAAACCUUCAGAGGCUCACUCAGGAGAAAGCUGUACUGGUGGAUGCAACCAUGAAGGCCACAAAAAGAAGAACUGAUCUCUGAGACUCAGACAGAUGAGAUGUUUUGAUCAUCGGAUAUUGCAAUUUUUGGGAUGGAGGGAGGAUUGACAUGCAGCCAAGUGAGGCUGGCAGGCAGGAAAUCAAAGCGGGGACAGGAGAACACUACACAACUCGAACAGGAAGUUAGCAGCCAAAGCGACAGCACCAGUUGUUUGUGAGCAUAAAGUCAAUCUGCAGCUCCGUCUGCUGUCCAGGUGAGUCCAGGUGCUGCUGGACCAGGAAGCUCCGACAUUGAAGGCCUUCAGCUCGGAUCAGGAAGUACCCCGCCUCUCACCCAAUGACUGCUGGAGAUAUUCGCCAGCCCCCAUGUUCCUGCAGAGGAUAAGACAAUGGAUGGAUGGAUAACUCAACUGCAGUUCCAGGUGAAGGUGACCUCAGCGCUCACCAAGGAAUCGCUCCUUUCCACAGGGACGCAUUAGGAAAUUACCCAGGUCACCCACAGACUGUCGGCAUGCAGAGAGAUGACAUAUUUUCCCGCUGCAUCAGGGGGAGCCGGUCUGAGCAUGCGCAGACCGUCCCGGUUAGUUUGCAGGAAGUUUUGGAUCCGCUCCGUCCUGCUGAAGUUUCUCCGCCUCGGUUUCGCCUCCGGAUUGAAGUUGGAUUUAAACUUCCUCGCAGGAAUGACUAACACUUCAGACCUGGAGCAACUGGCAGAAAUAGAGCUGCAGAAAGAGGAAGAGGAGGGUGAGGAAGAGCAGAGGGCGGUUCCUGACGGGCCCAGCAGAACCGAUCCGUCCCAUCCGUACUACGAUGUGGCUCGACACGGAAUCAUCCAGGUGUCAGGAGACGAUAACUACGGCAGGAAGCUGAUCGUCUUCAGCAGCUGCUGCCUGCCGCCGUCUCACCAGCUCAACCACCGCCGCCUCCUGGAGUACCUGAAGUUCACGCUGGACCAGUACGUGGAGAUGGACUACAUACUGGUUUACUUCCACUACGGCAUCAGGAGCAGCAACAAGCCGUCGCUCAAGUGGCUGCGCGAAGCCUACGGCGAGUUCGACCGGAAAUACAAGAAGAACCUAAAGACGCUCUACGUCGUCCAUCCAACUAACUUCAUCCGGAUCGUCUGGAACAUUUUCAAACCUCUGAUCAGUCACAAGUUUGGGAAGAAGCUGAAGUAUGUGAACUACCUGGCGGAGCUGCGGGAACACCUGAACUACGACCAGCUCUUCAUCCCUGCAGACGUCCUGAGGCAUGACGAGAAGCUGCGGGCGGCUCAGAAGGGCGGACCGCCUACGCCUGUGAAGACGCCGCCUCCUCGGCCGCCGCUGCCCACGCAGCAGUUUGGAGUCAGCCUGCAGUACAUCAGGGAGAAGAACCGCGAGGCAAUCGUCCCACCUGUCAUGGCUCAGACUGUGGCCUACCUAAAGGAGAAAGGUCUGAGGACUGAGGGGAUCUUCAGGCGUUCGGUUCGGGUUCAGAUCAUCAAGGAAGUCCAGAAACUCUACAACCAGGGUAAGCCAGUGAACUUUGACCUCUACCAGGACGUCCAUGUUGCCGCGGUGAUCCUGAAGACGUUCCUCAGAGAGCUUCCCGAGCCGCUGCUCACCUUCCGGGUCUACGGCCAGGUUCUGGAGCUCCUGGAUGUGGAGAGCAGCCUUCGCGCCACCAGGUGCAAGCAGAUUGUAGAAAGUCUUCCUGAACACAACUUCAUCGUGUUGAAGUUUCUGCUCUGCUUCCUGAACAUGGUGUCCCAGCAGAGCCUCAGCAACAAGAUGAGCGCCUCCAACCUGGCAUGCGUCUUCGGCGUGAACCUGGUCUGGCCGCGCCACGGCUCCAUCUCGCUCAGCGCGCUGACGCCCAUCAACAUUUUCACCGAGAUCCUCGUCGAACACUUCGCCGCCGUGUUCGGCUCCCGCUGCCCGCCUGCUCAGGUAACCCCAUGACCCCACCGCUGAGGGAGCCGGAAAGGUCAAGCCUGUUACACCACCAGUGCACUACAAAAACUAGAAAUAAUAAUAGUAAUGCAAUGUGAUUAUUUUUGUUUUAUCUUUUGGACAGAAUAUAUUUAACGUGUGAAUAAAACCCAAAGUUGUCAAAUAAUGCCUGGAUUAAAACUGUUUCUGUAGCUUCACUGUAAAAAACAAGAAUUUAAAUGUUUUGUAAGUGGAAUUUGUAUUUUAAUAAAUUGUGACUUAAUGAAG